Messenger RNA from Salvia miltiorrhiza (redroot sage), 1305 nucleotides. RefSeq lists its product as uncharacterized. NCBI's taxonomy places the organism in Eukaryota, Viridiplantae, Streptophyta, Magnoliopsida, Lamiales, Lamiaceae. The coding region runs from base 1 to 1305 and encodes 434 amino acids. The transcript has a single exon. The record is from RefSeq and is a predicted model, not a curated record.
AUGAAGCCACCUCCUGGCUUUGAGCCACCUAGUUCUGGUCCUGCACCUAUGGUCUGCAAACUCAAGAAGGCUAUAUAUGGUCUUAAACAGGCUUCUCGUUCCUGGUUCCUCACCAUCAAGUCCGUUCUUCUAAAGCUUGGGUUUUCUCAAUCCAAGGCAGAUAAUUCCUUAUUUUUUCGAAUCAGCGGUGGCUCUACCAUAUAUCUUCUCAUUUAUGUUGAUGACAUAUUAAUUACUGGUUCAUUGCCUUCAGACAUUCAGCAGGUUAUACAUCAACUUAACACUCAUUUUUCUCUUAAAGAUCUUGGUGAUGUUCAUCAUUUUCUUGGUAUUGAAAUUACCAAAACCGCUCAUGGUCUGCAUUUGAGCCAAGGGGGAUAUAUUAAGGACCUUCUCCACAAACUGAAAAUGCAAGAUGCUAAAGGAUGUCCUACUCCAAUGGUGUCUUCUUGUCUUCUUUCCAAGGGGGAUGGAGUCAGUAAUGUCGAUGGAAAGCUUUACAGAAGCACAGUUGGAGCACUUCAAUAUGCUACCAUAACAAGACCAGAGAUAGCUUUUAGUGUCAACAAGGUAAGUCAAUAUAUGUCGGCUCCUCUUGAUUCCCACUGGAAGGCUGUUAAAAGGAUAUUGAGGUAUAUUGCUGGAUCUAAAGAUCAUGGCCUGCAUAUGCAAAAAUCAUCUUGCACUGUUACUGGUUUUUGUGACUCGGAUUGGGCAGGUGAUUUUGAUGACCGAAGGUCCACAACAGGCUAUUGUGUUUAUAUGGGAAAGAGUCUUAUCUCUUGGAGCUCAAAAAAACAGGCGGUUGUUUCUAGAUCAAGUACAGAAGCAGAAUAUAGAAGCUUGGCUCAUGUUGUAUCAGAAAUCUCUUGGGUAAAAUCUCUUCUUUCUGAAUUAUCUAUCAGUGUGAAAGUUCCUGUCAUUUGGGUGGAUAACAUGAGCACUAUAGCUCUAGCCUCUAAUCCAGUUAUGCAUGCUAGAACUAAACAUAUUGAGUUGGAUAUUCAUUUUGUUACAGAUAAAGUUUCUGCUGGUUUGAUUGAUCUUAGACAUGUACCUUCUCAAGAUCAAUGUGCUGAUAUUCUGACCAAGCCACUUAGCUUGCAAUUCUUCUCGCGCUUAAAGAAUGCGUUGGGGGUUUGUUCUUUAACUGCGAUCGAAUUGAGGGAGCCUGUUAGAAGUCUUAUUCAUACCAAGCUUGCUCCACCUCAGCAUGAUACCCAACAUCUUGUGUCAUGUAGGAUGAAGACACACUCAAAUGAAGAUGCUUUCUCAAGCCAUGAAUCAGUUCAACACAGCACGUGA